GAACAAACUCCUAACAGGAGGAGACUCACUCAUGGCCUAUGAGACAGAGGAUCAUGAUACUCAGUACUGCUUUCCUGCCAUCAACUCAUCAUGUAUCAAGGGAAAACGCUCCAGACAUGAAUACAAUAUCAUGUAUGUGUUUUUUUUUUCAUUGCUGUCAGCAUGGACUGUGUUUCUGAACCUGCUGGUGAUCAUCUCUAUCUCUCACUUCAAGAAGCUUCACACUCCAACCAACCUGAUUAUUCUCUCUCUGGCUAUGGCUGAUCUACUUAUUGGACUCAUUGUGAUGCCAAUAGAGGCCAAUAGGCUGAUUGAUAUGUGUUGGUACUUUGGAGACACUUUCUGUGGACUGUUUAUGAUAAUCAUGGGACUGCUCGGCUCAACAUCUAUUAGCAAUUUAGUUUUAAUAGCUGUUGAUCGUUAUGUGGCUGUGUGUCACCCUUUAUUGUACCCACAGAAAAUAACAAUGACUAAAACUUUAGUAAGCAUCUGUCUCUGUUGGUUUUUCUCCUCAGCCUACAACACUGCCUUUAUAAUCAGCAACAAAUAUUUUGACCCUUCAAGCAGAACAGAUGAGUGUUACGGAGAGUGUACCUUAACAGUUAGUUUUACCUUUAGGGUUAUUGAUGAGAUAUAUUCCUUCCUGUUGCCUUGUACUGUGAUAAUCACUGCAUAUUUGAGAAUAUUUUAUGUUGUUAAUCAACAGGUGAAAGUUAUAAACUCUAUGAUGAAGAGUGGUAAAUGUGUAAUGGAGAGUUCAGUGAGGAGGAAAUCUGAGAGCAAAGCUGCUCUGACAUUAGGAAUUAUUGUGACAGCUUAUCUGCUGUGCUUUAUUCCAUACUAUAUCUUGUCUUUAAUUGGGACUACAGUAAUCUCUUCUACCACAAUGACAUUUUUAUUAUGGACUUUGUAUAUUAACACAGGUCUGAAUCCUCUUAUCUAUGCUUUGUUUUACAGUUGGUUUAAAAUAUCAGUUAAACACAUCUUAACACUUAAAAUAUUGGAGCCAGCAUCCUCUCUCAUUGAUAUUUUUACAGGCUGA
Molecule: messenger RNA, 1042 nt
Organism: Ctenopharyngodon idella (grass carp)
Lineage: Eukaryota; Metazoa; Chordata; Actinopteri; Cypriniformes; Xenocyprididae
Product: trace amine-associated receptor 13c-like
Exons: 1
Coding region: 32-1042 (336 amino acids)
Biological process (GO): G protein-coupled receptor signaling pathway
Cellular component (GO): membrane
Molecular function (GO): trace-amine receptor activity
Source: RefSeq, a predicted model, not a curated record